UCCUUUCCUCCCUCUCGCUCUCUGCUCUCGCACAGGCGACGGCGCGCGCGGCCGGCGACGGCGGCUCCCGGGUGGCGGCGCGCGGGUUCAGGGCGGCGCGCGGCUACGGCCAUCAUCACAUCUCGACGACGCCGCCAUCAGUCGCUGCCAUCGGCGAUGGCGGCACGCUGCAGUGGGCCAUCCAAAACUUCAUCCGCGCCAGUGACUACAUCACGCUGUUGCACGUCUGCCCGCCAGCGAGGUUGCGCAGCCUACGCCUCGGCGGCUUCCAGCUCGCCCUCGCCUUCAGGGAGCUCUGCAACGGCAUCGCGGAGGCGAAGGUGGAGAUAGUGGUUAGGGAGGGGAAGGUCGGGGAGACGGUGGUGGUGACGGUGAACCAGCUCGCCGCCACCACGCUCGUCGUCGGUCUCCACGACAAGAUUCCUCAACUGAACUGAACUAUACUGUACCGAAGCUGGUCCUCCACCACGCCGUCGUCUGGCCUCCGCAUUCUGCAGGCCAACAACCCCGGCCUCGUGCACCGGCAUGGAGGGCCCUAGGGGCGGCGAGAUCGACGAUGGCCGCUGCCCACGACGAGGUCCCCUUGGAGGCGGUGGUGGUCGAUUCCAUUUUUUCCCACAUCCAGGCAGGUGGCGCGGCGGAGGUGGCGGCGGGAUCCGCCGGGAGGUCGCGGAGGUGGGACGCCGCGGACGAAUGGAGCGGCGGCGCGGCGGGCGACCAGGACGAUGGCCACUGCGCCACGGCGGGAUCCAGCGGGGACGAGGGGGACGACGACACCGACGAGGAAGAGAGGAUCCCGUCGGGAGGAGCGGGCGCUCGCGCCCAACUCCUCGCCCACUGUCGUUGCCUCCCAUCUCUUCCCCCGGCGGCAGCCGCCCGCGCCCAGCUAUUCCCCCUUUGGCCACCGCCCGUGCCCAGCUCCUCGGUCGUUGUCGCCGACGCCCAUCUCUUCCCCCGCCGCCCAUGCGCGCGCGGCUGUGCUCAAUUGACCAAGCCUUCCUCCCUCGGCGGCCGCCGACACGCCCGCCUCACCGGCCAUCCCCCGCCAGCCGCCGGUGCGCGGCACUCCUCCCCUGUCGCUGUGAGUGAGAGAGAGAGAGAGGAGGAUGAAGAGAGAGAGAGAGGAGGGGAAAGAGAUAGAGGGCGCUGACGUGGCAUCCUGACACGUGGGGCUCACGUGGGUCCCAUGCUGACUCAGCCAUCACAUCGGAUAAAUGAGUGAACGGUUUUGUAAGUUGAUAGAUGUUAUAUAUCUGAUUUUGUGGUUGGGGGAUGAUUUUGUAAUUCGAUGACAGGUUGAGGGACCUUGGGUGUACUUUUUCCUCUCCCGGAAUCAACUCGCCGCCCAUUUCCUCGAUUUACCGCCUUGUCUCAUACUCUCAUCUCAUGGGGCAGGUAGGGUUUACUGCCCGGCGAUCAUCUCCGCCGCCGCCUCCGUCGCCGUCGCCGGCGACCGAGGCGAGGGCCUGCGGUAGCGACCCAACCCAGCCGCCGCCGCCGGCGAAACGCCGGAGGACAACACGCCGCGUCGUCGGCAUCGACUCCCUCGGCGAGGACCUCCUCCUGGACAUCCUCCUCCGCCUCCCCACCCUCGCCUCGCUCGUCCGCGCCGCGCUCACCUGCAGGGCGUAGCGCGCCGCGGUGGCCUCCUCCCCGUCCUUCCGCCGCCGCUUCAGGGACCUCCACCCGCCGCCCUUCCUCGGCGCCUUCGGCGACCCCGACGGCCACGACGGCCUCCCGGUCUUCCUCCCCGCGCGGCGCACCCGCGACCGGGACCGCGGCGGCGACUUCCUCCUCACCUGCCUCCAGGACCCCGACCACGACGCGCCCCUCCGCUGGCGCGUCGCCGACUGCCGGGACGGCUACCUCCUCCUCUUCAACUCCGACGCAGGAUUGGUCGCCACCGUCAACCCCAUGGCCCCGCGGAUGACGGAUCUCAUCAAAACGCCCUUCCGGAUCAACAAUUCGGCCAGCAAUGGCGCCAUCCAAGACGAAUCCUUGCCAAUCUCCCUCGACGUGCACCUGAUUUCCUCGGAAGAGGAUCCCAUGUCAUUCCAACUGGUCUGGCUUUGCCACGACGAGUUCAGGGUUCAGGUGUCCGUCUUCUCGAACGACACAAGGGAUUGGUGCUUUCUCCCAUGGGUGGACAUCGAGGAGAGGGUUUCUUCGCCGGAUGUGCCACAAGAUGGCACCAAAUACUGGCUUAUGUCCGGGAUGCAAGCCAAUGGCCUCAUAUUCUGGCCCUUCCAGAAUGGGAAGCACAUGCUGGUGCUGGACACUGGCACCAUGGAGUUCUCCGUGUAUGAGUUCCCAAUAUACUCUAAGCUCGUGCAAGGUUGUAGCUUCGGUGUCGGCGAGACCAAAGACGGCAUCCCUUGCAUUGCUUAUGUCAAUGGAGCCACCAUUGUUGUGUUGAUCCGCAGAUUCGACAAGAAGCAGGGUGUUCAGGGGUGGAGGUUUGUCGACGGCGUCAAUUGCGACGACGAGGCGGACCAACUGGGUAUUAAUGGUGGGCUUGAUGUGGUGGCCAUAAAGGAUGGCUUUGUGUACCUGGCCGCGACAGGGAUGAUCCUUUCGCUCUGCUUAGAAACAAGGAAGCUUGAGAAGCUGUUUCCAAUGAGUUUCCAGUUCCCUCUCCAUCCCUACAUCAUGGCGUGGCCUCCUACUUUGGUAGGAAACUAUGGGAGCUUUGCAGAGAUCCAAGAUGAUAUUAGCAAUGUUUAACUGCUAGCUAGGUUAAGGUGGCAAAUUUAAUCUUUAUUAAUUGUUGCGGGAACAUUGUUUUAUUCAAUUCUCUAAUCAGGGGAUCAACAUUUUGGUGAUAUUAUGCAAAAAAGAAAAAAAUCUUUCAACUUCAA
This is a messenger RNA of Oryza sativa Japonica Group (Japanese rice), 2858 nucleotides long. RefSeq lists its product as uncharacterized. The record is from RefSeq and is a predicted model, not a curated record. Lineage: Eukaryota; Viridiplantae; Streptophyta; Magnoliopsida; Poales; Poaceae.